Messenger RNA from Podarcis lilfordi (Lilford's wall lizard), 40500 nucleotides. NCBI's taxonomy places the organism in Eukaryota, Metazoa, Chordata, Lepidosauria, Squamata, Lacertidae. The record is from the annotation of a GenBank genome assembly.
AUGCCAUGCCAAGAGACUUGCGCUGCGCUGUGAGGCCCAGCUGGUCAGCUGAUGAUCCGGCAUCAUCAGGAUGUUGGGUGAUUUGACAGGUGAGUAGCUAUGUCCAGUUGUCAAACUGGGGGCUAUAAGAGAGUUAAGGAUCUGGCCUGUAACCAAAUCAAGUCCCCCACCCUUGAACUAAACAAUUGCCAUUCUGUGGCCAUGAUUUUAGAUAGUGUACUUGUAAAUGCUCAUACGAUUGGCACAUUUGAUCUCUUCCCAACUCUUAAAAGAACUUCUCGAGAGAAAAUAUUAUAAAAAUAUAUUAUGUGAACAGUAUGCAUUCUCACCUUUUCCUGUGCAAUUUAUAUCAACUCAUUCUGAACUCAUGGAUUUCAACCUCAAGGUUAUAAGCAGAUAUUUCUUGGAGAAAGGAAAGUUUUCCAUUACGCUAUUGGUGUAUAGUGAUUAGUGUGUUGGACUAGGACCUGAAAAACCAGGGUUCAAAUCCUCACUCAGCCAUGAAGCUCACUGAGUCUCAGUGUAACCUACCUCACAGGGUUGUUGUGGGUUUCAAAUGAGGACCAUGUAUGUCACACUGUGCUCCUAAGAGAAAGAUGUGGGAUAUAAAUGCAAUAAAUAAGCAAGUAAAUAAAAACUCUAGGGCACCUUGUCCUUUCUCUCUUCAAUCAGAUCUCAUAUUUAAGAUUAGGGAGCAUCUGUUCUGAUCAGCAGAGGAGUCUGUGCUUUGGGGGCCUUUUGUGUUGACAAUCAUCUCCAAAUUGCUUGGGAGUGGCAACAUAUUACCUUUUAAAGCAUUAGUUUUUAUAAAGUUAACUCAUUUCAGUUACAGUGUUGCUUAAGCUGCCCUUUUCAAGUCGUGUAACAUUCAUUUAACAGCAUCUCAUUCACGACAGGGUGGAUAACUGAGAGAAAACGAACGCGUGAAGAACACGCAAAACCGCGGCCGCCUGCCUACCGCCGACCCUGCGUGGGCGCUCCCAGGAAUUGUUUUGAGAACCAGCGCGAUUCCGCUUGGGAGAGGACCUCUCGGGAACUCCAUUUCCCGGCAGGCUACGCAAAAGGGGGCGUGGCCGGCCAUGGUUGAGUGCUGCCCUCUCUUGGGUACAUCUAGGAAGUUGAAGAGCGAGAAGGUGACAGUAAAUGAGGGGGAGGGAGAGCUGUCUGUAAGGGGUCCUGGGGGGGUGAAAGCGCCCCUGGCAGCGCACAGGAGAGGAUUGCAACAGCUGGAACUACCUGGUGCCAAAAGAAAAGCCAGGGGAGAGCGGCGGGACAAGCAGAGGGCACCCAAGUUGAGCCGAGUUGGCCAAGUGGCUGGGGAAGUGGCGUGUUUUUCUCCCCCUCCCCUCCAGUGGCUGCGCAGCCGACUCUGACCUUCACGGGAGGGUAAGUACGCCGAGAGCGGGCAGACUCGGGACGCGCGUGCCACUUCCAGGCAAAAAAGCUACAACCUCCAGAGGCGCCGACUGGGGCGGGCGGGCGUGUGAACUGCCCGCCGAGGUGGCGGCAGCAACACCCGCUGUGUGCGCGUUGGGGGUGGGGGAUAAAAUAAAAAAUAAACAGAAAUCCCCCGGUUGAGGUGGUGGGUGGGAGCGAGGCGGGAUAACCCUAAAGGAUCCAGCGCUCCGUUUCACCGACGAGGCGCGCGAGGUCGCCUUAAAGCGGAGCAGGUGGAAGAGUGAGAAGGUGUCGAAGCGGGGGUCGCGAGGUUGUGUUUAGCCGGAAGGAAAGUGCGGGGGAGGGGGGGAGAGACGCGUCGUGGGAUCCAGAAGUUUGUAUGCGUAACUUGGGUCGCUGAGAAGGGGAGGCAGAUGCGGGUGGACCGUGGAGGGCAAGCAGCUCUCUCCGCCGUCUCUCCCCCCGCCUACUCCUUUGCAAGAGAUCAAGCCGGCUUUGGAGCCAUCACAGUGUGCUUGGGUCCCGAGUCGACUCUCGCCACCCCGACGGGAGGGGGGACGACGCCGAUGACCCAUUGCCGGGAACUGUCAAUGUGUGUGGGGGGGGAGCGCGGGGGAGGGGAGAGCCGAUGGCGGAACCGGAGAAGUCAAGCAGCAAAACAAUUGGGGGGGGGGAGAGGGAGGGAGGAGAGCCGCUCAACUCCACCCGCUCCAAGGCGGAGAGGGGUUGGCGAAGGGCUGCUCGCUUCUGCCCUCCUCUCUCUUGCCUUCUCAGCAGCGCCGCCAGGAGCUUAGAGGGGAGCCGCCGGGGGCCUCUUACGUAACUGCCGCGGCCGAAAGCCGGGAAAGUGCCGGCUGCUCCGAGCGGGGCAGCGGCGGAGUUUGCAAAGUCCGGCGCGGGGGCGGAGUCGGGCUGCGCUGGUUGCUGCGCUCCGUCGGCGCGCGAUCUCCGAGAGCCGGGCUUGCCUCGCUCUUGGCGCGAGACGGAAGUUCCCGAUGACAAGCGCUGCAAGGCUUCUCAUUAGUUUAAUGAGCGCUCAUUGUUGUUAAUUUCCAUGUCCCGGGAAGCUCCCACGUGCGCUGUCAGGAGACGGUGGCGCAAAGGGAUACCGGGCGCGUCCUGCGAGCAGCCACCCAGCCCGCCCGCGGCGCUGUUUUGUAGCCAGGCUGUUUCCGUGCUGGGAAGAGGUGCCUUCACGUGUCUCACCUUGCAGGCCUUGGUCCGAGGCAAGAGGACGUCAAGGCCUGUGGCUUCCUCGGGAGUAGGGUUGCCAACUUUCCUUUACUGCCUCUGCUCCCGUGCUUCCAGCUGUGGCCCAACUCAGAGAAAUAAAAUCUCAGGAGCAGGGAUGCCAAAUUGAAUAAAAUAUUGGGGGGACGGACAUGUAAGCCCCACAAGACUCGUUUCACACCCACCACUUGAAUGGCAAUGGCCAUCAACUUUGGGGGUCCAGCCUCCUCAAAUAUUUUAGGGGCGCUGAAAAGACCUAGGCCCCUAGGAGUUGGUGUCUAUGCUCAGGAUAGGCUUCACCUGUUUAAUUUAUAGUCAUAGGGCUGCUCUUCACUGGCAGUGGAGAAGGUCCAGUUUAAAAAGUGGAAGAAAGCUUAGUUUAAAAUUUAGUUCAGCCAUCUAAACUACAGCAAAUCUGAUGACCAGCAAAAGUGUGUGUGUAGUAUAUAGGUAUUAUAUAGAAUGGGAUAUGGUACUCUCGGCACAUUUCUUUGUGUCAUGAAAACUUCAGAAUUCUGAAAACUGCUUCUUUUCCUGAAUAGUUUUGUAGUGACUUUCUGAACACUUUGAGGGCAACCGCUCUGAGACCUGGUGACUUUUUUUUCUUAACGCACGUGGUUGAAAACUGAACAGAUGGCCAAUGUGUGGAUAUUCCCUCCCCCUCUGUGCUGUUAAUUUCCUCUAUCAUAUUUGUUUGACUUCAUGCAUGGCUGCCCUCCAUCUCCAGCAUGGGGGUUUGAGUGGGGCUGCGUUGACAGGUCUUUGCCUGCUUUUUCUCGGGCCCCUUGCUUUUCUUUCUGUUUACAGAUGCUAGAUAUACAGGUGACUCUGUAUCAGACAAGCAGAUCUGGCAAAUAAUGAGAGCGGUCCGUCCUUCAGAGCUCUUACUCCUUGGAUGUAAACUCAAGCUGAGUUUUGUCUCUUGAGUUAAAAACUAGUCCAGACUGUGGAUUCUAAGUAAAUGGAAGGCUCUGCGGCCGGCCUCUGCCUCAUCUUAAAAGUGAGAUGGGGGAUUUUAGGUGACUGAAUGUUCAUACUUGGGGUCUUUUAUAGACAGGGCCUGGAUUUGGCAACUCUUAACAGGGCACCUUUAUCUUUUUAAGCGUUGGCUAGAAGAGGAAAGGUGUUUGCUAUCAUCUUGCUACAGCAGUAGGAGAAACUGCAUUUGAUUUCAAAAUAAAAGAUGACCCAACUGUCCUAUCAAAAUGGCUAGAAAAAGCCACAGAGUGAGAUUGCCCCCAAAAUGUCACAUUCCUUGCAUAAAGGCUUGAGGUAGAUAGUGAUGAAAUGCUGCUGGUAUGAACGGUCUCUCAGUCCACUUUCACACAUGCUUUUUGAAUUUUUGGCAUCUUUAGCAAGAACAGAAAACCUACAUUGGUAAUAAUAAUAAUAAUAACUUUUAUUUAUACCUCGCCAUCUCUGGCCAGAGCCAGGCUCAGGACGGCUAACACCAGUAAAAUUACAAUAAAAACAUAAUAAGAAAAAAAAGCCUGUCUAUGUCAUUUGAGUGCCUCUCUUCUACUUUUUUAAAAUUCUGGCAUGAACAGCAUUCUCACAUGCACACAAAAUCAGGCGAGAGAGGCUCAAAGAUCCAUUUAGUGACAUGUGUGACUACGGGUAAAGGAGCCCUUGUCUCAGACUGCCAGUGCCACUUUAAAGAUAGCUAGAUCCUGAACCCAUAAUAAGCUCUCCAAACAGCUGUGCCAAUGCAUCUUACUGAGAUGGUGCACCACUCGUUCUUGUCGGCAGGAGCUAGGAAGAAGCACACCAUGUGCACUAGGUGAUUAAUUAGCCAGAAAACACGUGACCGAGGCAACCAUUUAUUCCCUGUCAGUAUCAAAGGAGAAAUUCCAAACUACUACAAGGGGAAAGGAGUGGUGACUGUAAAUGUUGAGUCAUUCGGUGAUACGUAGUUGGCAGAGCCUGAUUUGAUACCAUAACAUAAAAACUUGCAGUUGCUUUUCAGCUCAAGUGCAUCGGAAACCUAGUAGUAUAUUUUCAACCCCAGAAGUAAUCACUAUGCAAGGCAAUUUCUCUCAAGAGAGAAACUAAAGUUUUCAGCAGAUGUUCAGGUUCAUGUAAACUACAGGGAAAAGUUUACGGUGCCCACUCCUCUAUUCUUCUCUGUAUCCUUAUCCUCUGCGUAGUUCUGCUACUUUCUAUUACUUCAUUAAAAAAAGGAAAUAAUAACAAAAAGUAUGUGUGCACAUGCUCAUACACAAACACAGACAUAAAUAUGUUGCCUCUACACAUGUAGACACAUAUGCUAAUAGGCUGGGGAACCUGUGGUCCUCUGGACGUUGUUCGAUUCUAGCUCCCAUCAUCCCCAGCCAGUAUGGCCAAUGGUCAGGGAUGAUGGGAGUUUGAAUCCAGCAACAUCUAUAGAACAGGAGGUUCCCCACCCCUCAUUUCACAUGGAGGGGCCAAAGGUUGGCAUUAGCUCCCACACUCUCAUCCCCUUGUGCCUGGCGAUUCCCUCCCUUCUUUCUUGGUUUGAGGCAAACCAUACUUUGCUGAACUGGCAAGCAAUGGUUUGCCCUUGUUUUGCCACAAAGGAUUAUAAACUGGGAUAGGAUCCUGGUUUGCAGGCCAAGCACAAAGAAGCGAUGGGGGAUGAAGAAACAAUUGAGUUGAAGGGUCCAGUCUGGCUCCCUCAAACAAAACCAAAUCACGGAUAAGCAUUAUGUUUGAACCGUAUCUGAACUACAGUCAUUUAUUCAAUGUUCGUAAGUGCAGCUUGUGAGUAUCUGAAAGUAUGCCUUUCUUUCUGGCUACAAUAAGUUAAAAGUGUGUGUCAUGCCAGGAAGAGUCUCACUACCACCUUCCCCAUAUUACUUUGUGGUUCUUGGGAUUGCUGUGUGCCUGGACUGUUCUCCACCAUGGCCUCAGAUUGUGGAUGAGGCCAUCAUUUUCCAGCAAUGGUCAUAGGGAUGUAUUUACAUUAAAGUAAUCAUUCCUUCUAUUUCCAAAGUUCGGAGCUGAGUGUGGAUACGGUCAGAAAUUCAAAAUGGCACCAUCCACAUACAGUACCAGCAGUUUGGGAGGAGCCUCAAGAUUUGUAAAAGAACAAAAAAAAUCACCAAGAGGGACGUUCCUUGCCCUCCUCAAGUUUUAAAACAGCCAAUUGAGGACUGAACAUGCUUGGAUGGACGUGGAAUGCUGGCUGGCUGGUGUGUGUGUGUGUGUGUGUGUGUGUGAGAGAGAGAGAGAGAGAGAGAGAGAGAGAGAGAGACACAAACCAGAAAACAGAGGGAAGCAUAUGGAAUGGCAUAUCCUGGAAAGGGCCAUGGUUUGCUGGAACACUAAAAAGGAUCAUUCCAUGCUGCAACAUUUUGUUACUUUGGUUAUUCUGUGGUAUCAGGAUAUCCCUGCUUUGUGAUCCAUGAAACAGAUGCUGUGGUUUCACUAUAUAACUUACUUAAGAGGUACUAAAGAGAAUUUUAUAUUCAUUCCUCGUAAACACAUAGAUAUAAUUUCCAUAGUAUGUAUUAAUGAUGCUUUCCAAGUGACAUUGGGUGGCUAAAGUCCAGGGAUUCUUCUUAUCAGCAGGAAGCUGCAGGAGGGUGUGAAUCUAGUUUCUUUUUCCCCCUUCCAUGUGCCUUUGUUUUCAUUCUAUAGCAGCAUUGCACAUGGUGACGUGCUUGAAAUUUGGACUUGGUUUUCCCUUCCUUACCUAAGAUUUAUGCAAUGGACAAAAAGAGCUUGGUUAAGCGCGCACACCCACGCACACACACACACACCGGUUUUUCUCAUCAUUGUAUUUUUUUUAAACUAGGGAAGAACCAUAUUGCAGGAAGUCUAUCUUCUGUAAUGGUUAUUAUUGCUGCUGUUCUCUGGUGGCGGCCAUCCUUUAUUAAAAUUUCAGGACUGCAGGAUCCUAUGCAGUUUAGGGCUCACUUCUGAAACGAGGGGUAGUUGUUAAGGUUUAGAAUAACCAGGAAGCCUCUUCAGACAUCUGGCCUGGUAUGGUUGUGGCCUGGCUUAUAAAGUGCUUUGGAAUUCUGGGAUAUAUUAUGGAUUUCACCUUGACAGAAGAAGUCUAGGUAGUGACAGCAAAUGAAUGACAAUUGUGCACACACACUAAUAAUCUAGAAAGGCCCUGGGAAUGCUGUUAUGUAAGGCUGCCGUACAUCCAGAAUUUCCUGGACAAACCUGGAAUACUGCAGUAAUAAGCAGUGUCCUGGAGGAAAUUGACAAAAAAAAAAAAAGUCCUGGAAAAUCCGGACGCAUGGCAACCCAGUGUCGUUUUUGCUGAUUUCCCUUAAAAAUAGCGCAAAAAUGUCAAUUUCUUUUUACAAUUUUGCCAAAAAAGCUUAACUUAAUUGCCUUUAAUGUGUGACACACAACAGAGAGACGCGAAACUGUUUUCAUCCACUGGCUGGAGCAGUGCUAAGGUUGCAGCAAACGCUGUUGCAGUGAUUCCAACAUGGAACCCUUCGCAAGUAUAUUAGCAGUGUCGCAUGAAGAUCUCCUUCAGUUGUAUGCAUUGCAUGGAACUUACAUCACUAGUGCUGUGUGGGCUUUGGUGCAGCCUUCCCCAGCUUUUGUUCAUUGCUUUAAUGGCAUUAGCUGAGUUUUCCAGAGUUGCUUAGCAGCUACCGCUGUAUAGAGUAUGUUUUUGGCAAGAAGCCUAUGAACUGCUGACUUAGACAUGAACAUGGCAUUUUGGAGUAAGUCAUGCUAAGCCUCGCUGCAAGGAGCUGCAGCAGAGGCACCAGAAACUCAAGAAUUUGUCACAGAACAGGCUUUCCCUUAGAGACAUUUAAUUGUUCAUGAACAUGAUGGCUGAGGUUCCACAGGAAAUGUGCUAUCAAUGCCGUGUGUGAUUAUUGUAGUGGUCUUUGUUAAUUGCUAUCUGAUACACCAGUCUUUACCUCAGAUAAACUACCGAAGAGCUUGCUCACACAAUCAGGAUUCAGUUUUGACACACAAGGCUUAAUAUGGCUCACGCUUCAAUUAGUUUUGUAAUGUGUGACCUUCAUUGCCUGAAAGACUAAUUCACAUUAGAAAUAAAUUGUCCCCAGAUUCUCCUCCAUAUGAAUAAGGGUAAGCUGCUAACAUAAAUAGCAGGAGUGAGACUGAAAACCGAUUGACCCCUCUCAUGUGUAAAAAGGGUACAUACAGAUGCAUACAGCAUGAUUCACAUUCAUCUCUUUUCAAUCAAAUAUACAACCUUGCUAAAAGGUUCAUUCUGGGGAGCAGCAGGUGCUUCCUACUUCCAGUAGAAGUUGGUUGUGUGAAUUCUGAUUGGUUAGCUUUUGUGACAGUCAAACUCUCCCAACACCCGCCCCCCCCAAAAAACCAAUACACGCAUGAUUGGCUUGAAAAAGCAAAACUGAAUAAAUAUUUAACUGGAUAAAUAUUUCAGAUAGAAAAUAAAAUAAAAUAAAAGUCUGCCUGAAAAACAGCAGAGGGUUGAAAAUGUGUGUUUAUGUACAUCAUUAUAAUAGUGUAAUUUGAAGGGACAGCUGAAGGGGAAAUGAUGGAAGAAGUGUGCAUGCACACGGAAGCUUGUACCAAGAACAAACUUAGUUGGUCUUUAGGUGCUACUGGACAAUUUUUUUAUUUUUUUUUGUAUAUUAUUAUUACUGUAAGAUUGUGAAGUUCAAGUUGUGGCCUCUUCAUGCAGUUUAGUGCCUGCCAGGCAAUGAGUUUCGUGAGCCACAAAAGCAUGGCUGUUGCACAAUAUUUUGAUGUCUUCUCCUCAAGAAUGUGAUUAUCUUUCUGAGAUACCCAGUGUUCGAAGCCACAAUCUAGUGGAACUUGGGAAAUACCAUUCUUUUCUCAAAUAGCAGAGACCUGCGCUAGCCCUACCAUUAAGCAGAGUGAGGCACUGCCUCAGGUAGCAGAUGCUGAGGGACAGGGAAGGCUACCCAUUCCAUUCUGUAAGAACAGAAUACUGACAGUAUAACACCAAGGGGAGUACCUGGCAUGUCAGUUAAAUGAUAGAUAAGCCCUUGAUUUAAACUGAUCCUUUCCAUAGAUAAGUUAUUAAAAUUCAGGCUUAUUUGAUGAACACUGGGGGAAAAGAAUACAUCAUUUGGCGGGAGUUGUUUUCAGUAAGUGCAAUAUUAGCUUUUUUUAUAUAUUGGAACAUCACCAAAAUAUUUGAACUAAAAUUAGAAUAAAGGAAAUUAAGGGGAUUGCCUGAAGUUCUGCCGCAGCUCAGUGGUGACCUUGGAUGAAAACACAAGCUUCCUGUGUGUGCACCAGUGUGAUGCCUUGUGGCUUGCUACACCCCACUAUUUUCUUGGCCUCGCAUACUGGCAUUGCACGAGGCCAGCAAUGGGUUUUUCUGGUUCUGUAAGAAUCCCAAACACAGAAAGUGCAACAGAAGUGGUUGAGUGGUGCUUUUCUGAGGAUGAGUCAUAUAUUUGGUUAUGAUGGCUGCUUAUAUACAAGUUCCAAAUGUACUUUGUUUUGCGCUGGGAAAUUUGUGGGGAACUUUACAGCAGCAAAAGCUGCAGGAUUCACAAUGAGACAGCACUACAGGGUUUUAAGGGUAGGGUGAGGAGAUGCAGCAGGAGAAGCUGAACUGCUGUAGAACUGCUGCCCUGGUAAUUACUGCUAUUAUUACUAAUAGUAAUAAUAAUAAGUAAUAAUUAUUACUAAUAGUAGUAAUAAUAAUAUUAAUAUUAAUUAAUAGUAUAACUGGGAAGGGGGGAAGGGAUGGCGAGUGUUUAAGCAGGCAGCUUGAUUCUUUAAAGAGGAAAACUGUCCAUGGAGUUGCCCUAGCCACUCAGCUAAUCCUUGGCUGCUGCAAGACAUUAGCUCCUGUUAUCCACAUUAUAUCAAGACACAUGCCUGAGGUGCCACUAGAAUUCAAGGAAGGCGGUGGCAAAACUCAGGUAGCUAGCAAGUGAGCCAUGCCACAUGCUCUGGGGAGAUCACAUGCUUGUGUCUUUUAUUACCAUAUUACUUUCUAAAAUACACUUUAAAUGUAAUAAAAAAUAGGAAAUAUACUAAUUUCUAAGGAUUUAUAUUAAAAAUUGUUUACAUUUCUAUAAGUGGCUGAGUAUAACUGCAGUGAAAAGGCUUUAAAUAAUUCUAGUUGAUGUUUCACGUAUGUAGAAGACAAUAGAUUCUCAAAGUGUUAAUUUCUUUGUCUAACUUCCCUUGACUAGACCAUUUCCGUCAAUUUUUAUCAUUAUGGCAAAAGACCAAAUUUUAUUACCGGCAAACCAUUUUCUGUUGGAGUUGUCAGAGGAUGCCAUUUGUCUGCUUUCAUCAUUUGGACAGCAGAUAGCAUUACUCCUAAUAAUUUUUUUGUGUUCUUUCUGUUAGAUCCUUCCUAGCUUCCAGGAAAAAUGAUAGACUGCUUAAGCAGAAAAAUCUCUAUGCAAUGUACACAAUGAUUAUCAGUAAAACAAUGAUGGAAAACAUUUUAUCUGUGUUUUAACAUACUGUGUAGUGCACCUUCCCCCAGUGUUUUGAAAGCCUUUAAAGAUUUUCUUUCCGCUGUGUCCAGUUUUGUGAUCUUGUUUCAUUUCACCUUUGUCAGCUGUUCAGAAUCAGGUUUACUCAGGUACCCUCAUAUGUUGUAGCUUUCCUGGGCCUCAUUUCCCCCCAUACUUAAUGCUGAAAUACCUGCUUUUCCAAGGGACCAUUCUGUAAACAAGACACCAGAGAAUCAUGGACGUGACAUCAAAGGAGACUCAAAAGGGUGGGCAAUUUAUUCCCGACUCUGUUACCUGCUGACCCGGCAUACAAGGGAUUUCCCCUUUUGGUGCAUCUGUUUCCCCUUCAGUUAUUUGAGUUGGAUGCAUGAAGAGUGGACGCUUGUGGGCUCUGUAUCUGAGCAAAGGACCCCAGAAUUGUACUAUGGCAACCGGCAUGCAUAAUAAAAAGGUCAUGCUCCAUAUAGGCUUAUAUGCCUUCUGCGGAAAUGCUUCCAUCCAAUUAAUAUAAAAUUUGCACAGCAACGUGGAAAAGAAUGCAACAGAUCCACAGCUAAGUGUAUUAGUUCGUUCCAUUCAUAGAAGUUUCAUGAUCACAUACAGUAUACUAGGGUCCCCCCCCCUUUGUUUUCUUCUAAAGGUGUGCACUUUAUAUUUUAGGCAUACAUAUUUUUUCCCCCAAGUGUGAAUGUGAUAAAGAGGUGUUUGAAAACAUUUAUUAUCAGAGGUGCACUCCUGAGGAUAGGCUGUAUUCCCUUAUUGUGUAUACUUGACUGCAGAAUUAGUUUUGCUGCUAUGUAAUCAAGGCCACAGAGAGGAGACAUGAAAUCCAGGGCAAAACACAGGGUUGCAUCCAACAUGGUGUGAGCAGAGUUGCACUUGUGCAACAGGACUUCCGUUUCCUCUCCUCCUUCAAUGAUUUUGACAGUGGGUUUUUUGGGGGCGGGGCGGGGGUGGAACUGGAGGGGACAGAAUAGGAAGUUCUGUUGCACACAUGGAAGAUAUUGAUGUUAACAGAACUGUAGUGUCCAUUGCAUAGUCUUGGAACUAUACAUAGUGUGCUUAAGCACAUAGAAUAGCAAUAGAAUAAAUGUAUGUGAGAAGAAGAGGCUAUAGAUGUUUGGUGGUCAUCACUUUUUCUAGACCUCCAUUUGUUGUGUUGUUACUGAAAAUCAGGUUGGUUUGUAAUAAGAUUGUGCUUACCCACAACUUGAUAAUGAAUGAGAGGAGCCAAUCUGGAAUGCGUUACCGAGACCUGGGUGGGUGAGCUGGUUGGGGUAGACCUAAACCGCUGUGCUCACCUGUGUGCUUGAUGGAGUAUCAACAUAGGCUGGAGGGCUGGGGCGGGCUUUCUGUGGUCUGUAAAGAUUCCAUUGCCAGGAGACCUCUCCAUUCUCUGAGGGCCUGAAUCUGAUAUCCAGCCCAAGAGGUAGAUUGUGCCCGCUGCUGGUGUACCGUCCAUUCAGUUGCUCAGCAGCCUCCCUGACAGAACAGGUUUCCAGGCAAUCAGUGUAGAGUUUUCGAUAGGGCUUUCUCACAAUCCUGAGCUUUUAAAAAAUUAUUAUUAUUGAAAAGUCAGAUCUCUUCACACAUUGCUCCAUGGUGUCCAUCUGUUGACUAUGUUCCACUGAAUAACUCAGAAGGGAUCACAAUGACUUCUUUGUAUAAAAUGGCUGAACCAAUAUGCUGGGGGUACAGCUUUGUGGGGUCACAGAACAAUUGCCCACUGCACCCUUGUGUGUAAUGUAUGUAAUCAGUGCCGGAUUUAUGUAUAAGCUAAACAAGCUAUAGCUUAGGGCCCCACUCUCUAGGGGGCCCAAAAAAAAUUAAAGGAAAAAACACCUGGAUGUACAUUUCCAAAAUAUAAGAUAAUAACCAAAUAAAGUAACACCUACAUACAGCAGCAGUGUGUUUUGUUGUGUAUGGACCCAUUAGGUCCAUAAAUUACCAUAUAGCAUAUAUUCAAUACAAAAAAAACAGUGACAAUUUGGUGUUGACAAAGGACAGCUGGAUGUAUAAAGGGUCCUAUUACCUUCAGUAGCUUAGGGCCUCAUCAAACCUAAAUCUGGCCCUGUAUGUAAUAGCACCAAAACACCCUCCUUGCUAGGACAUAGUGACUUCUGUUCUUAAUUGGGGAACAAUGCACAGGUCAUUAAUAUGUUACUUCAAAGAACUGAGUGUUCUUGAUCAAAAGAUUCCACAACUUAAGGGAAGUGAAUAAUAUUGACUGCUAGGACAUUCCUAGCUCUUCCUGAUUGCUCUGGGUGCUUCACUCUUUUGACCUCUGAACCAGGAACUUCCCUUAGAACUUUUAGAAAGAGAAACAAUUUUGAAGAUGGAAUAUAUAGAAUUAACCACUAGGGAUGAGGGAGAAACUCAGUUCACUCCACUUUUUAAUGUGAACUACUUUUUAAUGUGAGCUCCCUGAAACUAUAUUUGGACUAAAAUGCAUCUAUACUUCGAAAUCUGCAAUUUUUGAAAUUUUGCAGUGCAAUUCUCAGAGCGAAUAAUUUGUGCAUAAAUGUAUAUGUUAGUGGAAACAACAUACAAAAAAUAUUAGAGGGAAUUGCUUGCAAAAAUACAUAUAUUGAGACAAAUAUGAACUAAAAUGCUGAUGAAUUUUCAAGAGAACAUUUUAUUAUUAUUUUCAUUGCAAACUGAUGUGGAAAUGUGCUGAACUGAAUUUAGUGCUGGAUAAAUGAGACAUCUGAAACUGACAUAUUCAUCCAUCUCUAUUAAUCACACCAUCUAUAUUCCCCUUGGCACUGAAUGGUGUUUUAACUGUACCUCAUUGCUAUGAGGCUAAGCCCUACCAGAGACAGAAACCGGAAACAUAACCUGCAGAGCACUGAGGCAAGCUCAUUCCCUCAUUCCUUGUGGAAUUUGAGGUCACUGGCCCGAAUUUCGCAGGAGUGGGUCAUAGAAAUCCAAAACGUUUGAAAGGUUUUCAUUGAAUGCUGCUUUAAAAUUCAUUCCUCCAUUAUCUCCUGCAGCAGAAAGACCAUGGGAGGAGUGGUUCUGGUUUACAAAGAGUAGAAUUUCACAAGAGUAGAACUUCCAUAUUUGAACGGUUGCAAAUAGCUCAAAAAGGAAAGGGCUAUUGUUUUUAAAAGAACUGUGAAUAAAACUAGUUUUAUUUCCUUAUUUUAAAAAUAAAAUUGAGACUCAACAUUAAGUUGCAAUUGCAGUAUCUCAUGGUAGUUAGAAUUGCAGAAUCAUUAUUUUGUGUGCGUUUCCUCCACUAUUCUGCAACUAGCUACGGUAAUUGCAAUUGCUAAUAUUGUGAUAUAAAUGCCAGCCCCAAGUAACCUCUUUCUAAUAAUGUUUUAUUUAUUUUUCAUUUUAUUGAAUAUUUACUAUCGAAUAUUAGUCAAUAUUCUCAUGAUAUCCUGAGAGAGAGGUAAAAAUGUGUACCUUUGUGACAACAAGCUAAUUUAUUGAUGCAGAAAUUGUACGGCCUAGGGUGGAAAUAAGAAUACAGUUGUGUGCAUCAUGCAUUCAUCAAAACCUUAAUCAUUAUAAUUAAUUUGUUGAAUUUAUACCCCUCCAUUCCACCUAAGGAGACUGGGGCAGCAAACAGAUACACAAUUUAAAAACAAAAACAAAGCAGAACAUUGUAAAACAGUCAAAGCAUUCUAAAAAUAAUUACAAUUUAAAACUUCUAAAAUAUUCUAAAAGCAAUGCAUAGGGAAAAAUACACAUUUUAAUAAUAGUGCAAUGAGAAACUGCUUAAGUACACAUUGCAGAUCAAAAUACUUUUGAGUUAAAAUGUUAGUCAUCCACUGAUAAUUGGGGUUGCAAGGGGCAGUAGUCUUCCGUCACCAGAUGCCUCGGUAAACAGGAAUGUUUUCAAAUCAAAUUCCUCCUGAAUGUUAAUAAUGAUGGAGACAGGCACACCUCACUAGGGAGGGCAUUCCAUAACUGGGGAGCCACCACAGAAAAGGCCCAAUCAUGGGUUUGUGCCACCGGGUGGCCCUGGUGGCCUCAAUGGAUGCUUUUAGGGUCCAAGGGCAAGGAGGUGCUGUAACUCAGGGCUGGGGGCAUUUUUAAAGGCUAAGGGCCACAUUUCACAUGGACAAUUUUAUGGGGGCCGCAUUCCAGUGGUGGGAGGAGUCAGGAGCAAAAGUGGGAGGGGGGAUAUGGAUCUUACCUUUGUACAGUAGGUUACAUUUCAGCCACACAAAAGUGAGAGAUUCCAUGCAGACCCUCCUCUCCAUCCUCAAAACUUUCCAUUCAGGUAAGCAAGAAGAUUUAUCACAGUUCAAGGACACAUUCAAGCCAGGUAAAAUCAUACAAGGGUGCAGAGGAGGGGCCCAGUAAGAGGUGUGGCCAGGACAGAGUCGCAAGGGCCAAACAGAGGCAUGUAGGGCUGCAUUUGCCCCUCUGGACCUGUGGUUCUUUACCCCUCCUGUAACUAAAUCUAGGUUCGGAGUUGUACUGUACUAGCGAAUAGUAGUGAGAUUUAGACGCUUGAGGCCCACAGAUGGGUCUUCAAGGCACAUCCAUAGUCUUCCUGCCUAAAGGUGGGUUUUGUGAUGAUCAAAAGCUUGUUACUCUUAUCAGCAAAAGCGUGAUAAGCAUGCAGUCAAAGGCCACUCUCAAUCUACUGUGGUUUGUUUGAUUUUCUGGGACUAGCACAGCCGGGCCAUUGGGGAAAAAUAGAUUUAGUGAUCAAGUUCAUUUUAUUGGGUGAGAAAAUUGUCCAGCUUCCUAAAUCAACACAAAUCUCGCCAGCGUUAGGCUUUCCUCCCAUGACAAAAACCUUAGUGGCUUAAAUGUUUGCUUCAGGAAGCCAUAUGACACAGGAUGGGUGAAACUGUUUUUUUGGCAUUGUGGGUGCUGAAAGGAAGCCCAUCCCUGUUGUUCCCCAUUGCUGAUGCUAGUUUUCCAAUGCAAAUAGGAAUGGCUGUUUAAAUACUGUCUCCUAUGAACAGUGGGGUUAUGAAAAAAAAUCUAAUGAUUUUUUUGUACAUGAAGGAAGAAGUCAAGUGUUGUUUGGGGGUAGUAUGAGCUCCCUUUGGGACAGCUUUCUGAGGUGUUUUUUGCUGUUACUGCUAUGAAUUGCCAAUGCUUAAAAUAGAGCUUUCCUACUUCUUUUUUUGAAACUGAUUACAGGAUGUCUGGCAGGCCCUGGUUUUUCUGUUCAUGAGCUGACAGUGUUUAACACGAGUCCACAUUUAAAAUUGCCUUGUGGGGUCAGACCCGGUUCCCUCUUGUCCUGCUUUCUGUUCUGAGUUCCAACCUGAUGCCUUUAGGCAAAAACUCAUUUUGAUAACCAUUUUUAAAAGGGCUCUAGCUUACAAAGGCAUUGCCAUGUUGUGGCAGGGAAUUCCAGAAGGUAGCUUUCCCAUUUUUGUCAAAGAGUACUUCUGUCCGUCCUGAACUUGGUACAAACACCCUUUUUGUGGCACUUAACAUCACAAGAAAGAGAUUCCCCUUUCUUUUUGUGGGUCUUUCUCUUUCUGUAUGGGUAUUAUUUAGGAAAAUGCAGGAACAAAAGCAGACAGCUUGAUUCUUAAUGCCUGAAGAUUUUUGGGUUGCAGCAUAAAUGAAACUAGCAUGGUAAAAUGUUGUUUGGCCCUGCUAAAAAGAUACAACUGAGGUCAGGUCUGCCACUAUAAUUGACACAAAUUGUGUCUAACUAGCUCCAGGGCUAGUGUUACAGAAAGGACACUUGUUUGCACAAAACUGUUCCACACUUUCUAGUGCAAUUACAGUAUCCCAAUUCUUUUUUUAAACUGCAGAAAGUCCACUAGGAAAAGUGAUGGAAAAUUGCACUGGAAAGGGCUGGGUAACAACUACUAGCCACAAGAAGAGGGCAUCAGGGCAAAGUAAAGCCUUAAAUGACUUCUGAUGUACCCAAUACCUGAAAGGCUUCUUUCUUCCCUACAGACCUUCUUGGGUGCUAGGAAUAGCAAAGGGUAAUUCUUCUGCCUUAAAGGUGGUUGCCCAGAACAGGGCAUUUGCUGUGGCAGCCCCUAAGUUGUGGGACUCCCUGCCCAUAGAAGUACGCCUGGUAGCUUCAUCAUAUAGCUUCUGGUGAAUGCUAAAGACAUACCUCUUUAUCCUGGAUUUUCACACGAGCUGUAUAUUUUUAGGACCAACCUUAUUUUUGUGAUUGUAAGUUGUUUGAAACUGUUUUUAACAUGGUGUUUUAAUGUUGUAACCUGCCAUGAGACUUUAGGGUGAAGGGUGUGUAAUUAAUGCUAAUACAGUGGUGCCUCGCAAGACGAAAUUAAUCCGUUCCGCGAGUGUCUUCGUCUAGCGGUUUUUUCGUCUUGCGAAGCAACCCUAUUAGCGGCUUAACGGAUUAGCGCUAUUAGCGGUUUAGCGGCUAUUAAAGGCUUAAAGGCUUAGCGGAUUAGCUGCUAAAAGGCUAUUAAAGGCUUAGCGGCUUAGAUAAAGGGGGCGGAAAGCGAAAAAAAAUCUCAAGACUCGCAAGACAUUUUCGUCUUGCGAAGCAAGCCCAUAGGGAAAUUCGUCCUGCGAAGCAACUCAAAAAUGGAAAACCCUUUCGUCUAGCGGGUUUUCCGUCUUGCGAGGCAUUCGUCUUGCGGGGCACCACUGUACUAAUGAUCACUGCUUUUUUCUGGGGGUACGCAUACCCCUAAACAUUUUGUGAAUCUUAAGUUUGACCUUAUUGAGGGGCAGUAUUUCAAUAUGAGUAGGAUAAUGAGAGUACCCCUAAACAUUUUUUUUAGAAAAAAGCACUGCUAAUAAUACUAAUAAUAAUAGCAGGCGAUGUCAUGCAACCUUCAUGCAAACAUGUUGGGACGAAUGCUCAAUUAGCAGGUGAUGUCAUAUAACCUCUGUGAGAGUUUUGUGUAAACAUAUCCAUCUGAAUGAUCAACAAACAUCCUGUCUGGAAGCUCCCUGUGUCUUUCACCCAAACUGCUAUGUGAAGUAAUGGGGUUAUUGACCUGAAUUGAUUUGGCAAGAUGAACAAGCCCCUAUCGCAAUGUUUGACCCACUUCCUGUCCCUGUUCCCUAACAAGAAUUUGGGUGUAAAUAUAUCUGAAAUGAAAUCUGAGAAGGAGGCGGUGGUGGGGGAACUUUGGAUGCUGUCCGGCAUGAUGGUGAGGUAUUCCUAAAAUGUAAAAGGUUGUCCCAGAAGAGCUAACGGUACCAAAACAUUCUACAGAGUUCUUGUUACCUUGUUUUUCGGCAACCCGUGCCUAACUGACAUUUGUUAAUGUAUAGCCGUGAGAAGUGGGCGUCAGGCGUAAGGUGAGUUUGAUUAGAACAUGGGUAGGCAAACAAGGGACCCAAUUGCCUUCUAAAUCCGGCCCAUGGAUGGUCUGGGAAUCAGCGUGUUUUUACAUGAGUAGAAUGUGUCCUUUUAUUUAAAAUGCAUCUCUGGGUUAUUUGUGGGGCCUGCCUGGUGUUUUUACAUGAGUAGAAUGUGUGCUUUUAUUUAAAAUGCAUCUCUGGGUUAUUUGUGGGGCAUAGGAAUUGUUCAUUCCCCCCCCCAAAAAAAUCUAGUCCGGCCCCCCACAAGGUCUGAGGGACAGUGGACCGGCCCCUGCUGAAAAAGUUUGCUGACCCCUGGAUUAGAGCAACAGUUGAGGUCUUUCGAGAAGUCACAGUCUGUCCUUUUCACUUGUUUAUUAUUGGGAAUGAAGGACAGCUGCAGCCCCUGUACACAAGAGAGGGUAAUACAGCCAUUAUAUAAUUAUAUGUUGGUAGCCCUCCCAGCUGGGAACUGCGCAUUUAUAAAUAUUCUGCUGCCUAAGACUGUGGUUUGCUUUCUAAAUAACCAAGAGAAAGCAAAGAGGCAGGCUAUAAUUUCAGGAGGACUGGUUUUACCUAAGUGAGGUGUAUACACACACACACACACACACACACACACACAGAGUGUUCAUAUAGCUAACCAUCACAGUUUUGCUCCGGAAGCCACCAUGGAUGUGCUUUGAAGAGGUUGCAUACAUCAGUUUUUUGUCUGCUAAUGAAGGUUAAGCUGCACUUUCAUUUUGCUAUUGUAUUAGCCCAAUUUAAUACAGUGGUACCUCAGGUUACAUACGCUUCAGGUUACAGACUCCGCUAACCCAGAAAUAGUGCUUCAGGUUAAGAACUUUGCUUCAGGAUGAGAACAGAAAUCGGGCUCCGGCGGUGCUUCAGGUUAAGAACAGUUUCAGGUUAAGUACAGACCUCCGGAACGAAUUAAGUGCUUAACCUGAGGUAACACUGUAUAUUGGUUAACCUAGAUUAUUUCAGAAGCUGAUUUCUUUUGUUUGUCUUUCUGGCUUGAGAUGAACUUGAAGUUUGCGGUCCUUAGUCUUAAAUUUCAUGUCCAGUUGGGAUCAUGGCUCCUUAUGUUCUUUGUACAAAAUAGCAUUCACUCUAUCAUAUCAGAUGUGCAUUCACAAGCCUUUCAUGGUAUGCACAUGUGUGAAGAAGCUAUUUUCUGUUGCAGCACCCUAGUGUGUGUACUGUACAUGCAACAAAAUGCACAAGUGUGACUUGUGCAUAUUGUUUCCUUUUACAGAACUGUUUUUAUUAAUAUAGAAUAUUACAGAUACUAUGUACUUCUAUACAAAAUAUCAUAUAGAUGAUAAAGAAUAAAUGUGAAAUUUAAAAUACUAUUGAAAAUAUUUUAUAUAUGAAUAUAUCAUCAUUUGUCCCUCCCUACCUCAUUUCCCUUCUUUCAAUAUAAUUUAUUUUCUUCAUAUCCAGGCAAUCAGCUACUGUAUGUAUCAUAUAUCUCUAAUGAUACAUAUAGAUUGAUCAAGUCUUGCCCUUUAUCAUUCCGAUAAAUAGUGAAACUCAAUUUAUCUGAAACUCUGGUUUUCCUUCAAAUUAUAUAAAAUCCUUCAGCUUUUACAGAAAUGCUCUCUUUGAAGGGAUUGAUUGCAUUUGAAGCAGUCCCAAGAUAGUGCAAAAGGAAAAUGGAGAAGUGCUAAAUCCAGUUCCUCCAAUCUUUCUGACUUUGAAUUGCCUUUGUAUCCUUAUUUAUACUGUCGUCCUGUCAAUUUCAGUGGUGAUAUAAUUCUGAUGAUUAAUUUUAGGAUAGCUGGGAUGAGAAUUCAGUAGUGGGAAGAAAGGAAAUUUUCUUUCGCCUCCCACAGUGAAAAAUAUUGUUACAUGCCAACCCAAUUUCAGAGUGGUGAGAAUAUCCAGGGGUUCCACACAUUUACCCAGAUUCUGUUUCCUUGGAAUGAAGGUCAGUGGAGACAGUGAUGUCUCUAUGAUAUACGGUUUUAUUUACACAUAUAUGCAACCUGAGCAUAAGAUGGAGGGCCUCACACAGCAUUAACACUCCAACAGUAUCUGUUUUUUCCAGUGGCCAUCAAGGUCAAGGAAGCCAAGAUCGGGGAUGGGAUAAAAUCAACAAGUUUCCCGCUCCACUACAUGCUGCAACCUUCACCAGUGCCUGAUAAUGAUCUACUUUGAAGCCUGGUUGAUCAUUUAACUUUCUGCCCUGAGUUUAUCCCCGCUCUUCCUUCCAAAAGCUGAUUGGGUUUUGAUAUCUGGGCUCAGGGAAAGGCCCAGUGUUCUAAUUUCUUGGAAACUUGGUGGUCUGUAGUUGCAAGUAGAGAAAUUUGAUUCAGUUCACAUUUAAAGGCAAAUCUAUCUAAGUUGAGUUUUCCAAAACAAUACAUGAAUUGAAACACAACGCUCCUGCAAAAUUUGCACUUCUCUGAAUUUGGAAAUUCUGUUCCCCAGUCAAAUAAUGUAUAACAACAACAGGGGCAACAACAACAACAACAACAUUUUAAUUUAUUUAUACCUCGCGCAUCUGGCUGGGUUGUCCCAGCCACUCUGGGCAGCUUCCAACACAAAAACAUAAUAAAACAUGAAACAUUAAUAGUAACAAUCUGAUCCAAUAUUAAAGUCACAAUAACUUAUAUCAAAUAUAUACAUAUAUCAAAAAGCAUAUACAAGGGUUACGUGUGCUUAAAAUGCACACGUUAGUGAAAAUAACAUGCAAAAAUAUGUUAUAUUAGGAAAAAAUUCUUUGCAAAAAGGUGUAUAUUAGGGGAAAUUGUCUACACUAAAAUUCUGGUGCAUCUUUUGAAGACUUUUAAAAAUAAUCGUUGGAAACUGACCUGGAAAUGUGGAGAGCCAAAGUUAAGAAAAAUGAGAAAAUCAGAGAAUUUGAAAAUGAUGGCUUCUACCAUCCCUAGCUGCAAGACAAAAAUCCAGCAGCCACUUGAGAAUCUGGACCAGAGGGGAGAGCAUGCUAAGGCUGAAUAACCACCUAAAUGGAGGCUAUGAUCAGGCAUAGCAAUUAGCAACUAGGCAAUUAGAACUGCCAUACACCAUAAGCUUUUUUUGAAGUGGCUGUCCUGCGGUUAGCAAUCAUGAAAGCAGAACAGAUCCUGACAUCUGCAAAAAUAUUUUGGAAGCCCAAAAUGUACUGGUACAAUACGUGUAUUGGCAAACUAGCAUAUGUUAAAUGGCACAUGCUGCUGGUGCAAACACUAUGGUGUAGUUAGCAGCCACAUGGGUGGUUGCUGUUAAAACCAGAAACCAAACUGAGACUGGCUUGGGUUUUUUGUUAGCCUACUGCAUCUACAUAUAGAAAGUCUUUAGUUCUUGGUGUUCCACAAAGACAGAAAGGGCAUUGUGGCACUGUUAUAGGAGGCAGGGCUUGGAGUAUGUGUCCAUCUUGUGCGAUUCAAUGGAACUUCCAAGUAAAGAAAAGAGGAGAGUAUUGCAGCACCUUAAAGACAACAAAUUUGUGAUGACAUAAGCUUUUGUGGCCUGCAAGUUGCUUCAGCAGAUAAAUGAAGAUAAAUAACUGUGCCUAGAGCUCAUUUCACAUCUUCAGUUUAUUUAUCUGGCUGCAAUGGUGUGAAUGGGAGGCUUUUUGCCACCUAUGCCCAUCUCUCUGCCAGAGAGGAACUUCGUAAUACAGUUUUCACGAUUGUGUGCUUUGUUCGGUACCAGAUAAGCAUUUGCUGAGGAUGCUGUUGAACAAUUUGCUGAGGCGGCUGUUAACAUAGAUACUUCUGCACCCAAAGUUCUAUAGGGUGUGUUAAUUUGUACAAAUAGGAUAAUUAAAUUCAUUUGCUCCUAUCUCUAGAAAGAUGGUUAACAAUUUCCAAAGUACCACUCUGUUGUGCGUUGCCCACCUGCCAUGGCUGUUGUUUGAAUCAGAACCGCCUGAAUUAGAGUUUGUGCUGGUAUGCCACAGUACCCUAGAUGUUUGAUAGUUCUAGCAGUAUUUUCAACUGUUUAUAGUGCAAACCAAAGGGAUGUUAGGCCUUCCAACAGCAUUUGCAUGGUAGUUUGAAAAACUGAUGUUUGACUUUGCUCAGACAGUGAUUUCUUAAAAAAAUUGAGUUGUCCGAUUAUUUCUGUCAUUGACAAAAGACUCUUUAAUCCAGGAGAAGCUUCUGUCAGCAGAAAGGCGUGUGUGAGGUAAUUUUUCACUGAUGCCCUUGCUGCCAUCUGCUCCAGACUAUCUGUGGAGGGAACACCUAGAAACAGUGUGGAAGGUGGUAUGAGACACUAUAGGAGAAUUCAUAAACAUCUCCCCAACCUAGCUUCAGGCAACAGAAGUCUCUGCUGGGUCAAAGAGCCUUCUGUCAUGGAGGCAUACAACUGGAUCUGUACAUGCUGCCAUGAUGAACAGGAAGCCAUGAAAGAGUCAGAAGCUGCAAAGAGGAAGCUACUACUUAAAGGCACAAUAACCCUGAAAGCCCUGUAUAGUGUUUUGCCUGCUCAUACUGAAAAGGCUUGCACUACAAUUGUGUUGUGAAUAAUAGGGGGGAAAUCACCAGGGGGACAGGACAACAAUACCACAGAAAACAAUGGAAUCCCACUGCUCGAUAAUUAUGCAGUUUGUGUUUUUGUUGUUGCUUAUAAACAGUGAGUGUGCAAGGAAUGGCAAUUUCAGAUGAAACUGCUAAUGCAGAAGGCAAGCAGCCAACCACAUCCUUGUAUUCCAAUAGCCGGCAUCUCCCAAUCUAAGGGAAUGGGAUACAGAUACAGGAUAGAAUUUACUGAGUUUGCUUUGUCUCAAGAGGACAUAGAUUUGCACAGAAUUUACAUAUGCUAAUUUUAGACGAAUAGAUGCAAAUUUAGAAAUAAUUGGUAUAAUUUAAGUAGAAAUACUGUGAAUCUCAUCAUAGUGUGCCUGCUCAGUCUUCUGUCCAGGUACUAACUGUUGAUGGCCCCUGAACUUUCUUCUCAUGGUUCUUUAUCUUGAAACUAGGCUUGGACAGCCUUUUGCCUCUGUAAAGCAGGACAUAUCCAACUAACUUGUUCCAUCAGCAUAAGGAUUUCUGCAUGUGCAAUGGAACUUCUUUUUACCCUCUCUUUUUACUCUCUGUCCUCCCUAAAUCUGCUCUGGAGGGUUGGGAAUAACCCCAAAUUUAGUGGGGCAGGUGGGUGGAGUGGGGAAUUCCACCGUACAAGCAGAAAUCCUUGUGCUGACUGAAAUAAUUACUUGGAGACUGCCUAUGGGCAUCCUAUACCAAACGGAACUAGAAGCAGCUACCUUGUCCAGCGGUGAACCUUGGGGUCUCAAACUCUCACCUCUCGCCUUCCAUUCUACAUCAUUGUUGUGGCUUUUCCUGCAGUGCCCUCAAGGCUCUGCACCCAGUGCAACCAAACCGGUUAUGAUUACCCAAAUCCACCUCUGCCUUGUCACUCACUCAUGCUGUGUUACCUCCAUUCAGGGGCUUUCAGCCUCAGUCUGCGUUUCUUGGCUUUCGUUUUCCGGCAGUCAACACCCUCUUCCUGCAGAGAGAAGGAGGCAUGGCUGCAGGAAAAACAGGGAAAGAUGUUUAGCUGAGAUGUUAAGCUGAGCCAUGCUCAUCUGCUUGCAGCAAAAAAUAAAAUGAAAACCACUUGCUCUCAGACGACUGCUCCAAUUCUCCCUGGCUGGUGGCAGCACUGAGCAACUCCCCCUUCUUGGGUUAUAAGUGAUGCAUCCCUUCACGUGUGCAUCCUUGUGUCACAGGGAUUUUAUUGUAGCAGGAGGGCAGAGGAGAAAUAGUUUGUUUACUUAGAUUUUGGCUUGGCAGUGCAUUCAUAUAGUUGUUGUUGGUUUUUAAGCAUGAUCAAAAAUUUGGGCUUUCGGGGGAGGGGACAGUGAGUGAUUAAUAUGUGACAGGACUUGGGCAAUCUUGGAUGCCCUGGGCAAAUUGGGGACAGUGGAACAGAUGUUAAUGUGCAUUAGUUUUUAGCAUGACUGCUAAGUGGAAACAGGGCUGACUUUUUUUGCACAUAAGUCUGGCAAGUGGCUCAGCUGGACCAGGUAGGCAAUCCUGUCUGUCGGCAAUCCUCAGCCAAAAAUAGGCACUAGAAUUCUCUAUAAUGUGCCAAGGUUCUUCAGUGCACAAGGCGAUGUGGAACGGAUUCCAUAAAGAACUGAAACCCCCUGGCUUAGAUGGUACCUGCACAGCAGUAUUCUAGACAAAAGCCAUGCUCAAUGUACUUGGUGUACUUUUAUUUUUUACCAUUUAUUCUCCUGAAACAUCACAGGUUUGUGUGUGGAAGGGGUGAAGAAGCUUCAAGGAGUCUGUGUCUCAGGUAGCCAGGGAUUUUAUUGACUUCAUAGCAUUAGGAGAUGCAACGGUGGAAAAUGAGGUCUGCUGCUCAUAUAGGUCUUCCUACUUCAUUUUGGGGGCUUUAUCUUUCAGGAUCUGCCGCCCACCCAGAGCGGUAAUGUUUUCACUGUACUGAAUAUCUGAGCUGCUUCUGACUAUGGUAUUUCAAGCAUGGAAAGGAAAACAUUUGGCCUCUGACCCAACUGCUUGUUAACAACACAGCAGCCUACGUUGCUGAAAUGCCGCAGCUAAAACAGUCCUGGUGAUUCAGUUGCUCAUUGGCCUUACCAUUCAAACUCCUGCCCUUAUUUGCAACGCUUCUCCAAUCUGCAGAGGCUGUGGAGCUGCUGCAGUGCCUAUUAAUGGGCCGCUUCUCCUUUUUGAGCCUGUGUGUCCUUGUCACAGAGACUAAGGGCCUCGAUGUCGCCUCUGUCUUCUCUCCAUUAGCUUGAUCAAAACAGAAAGGGCAGAACUUCACAGCUUGCUGUCACAAAUGUUUAAAAAUUAGAAGCUACCUGACUCUGUUGCACUGGGAGGAAACUUCAAUGAGAAGAUCAGCAGCAUCAGACAAAUGUCCGUGAUAGAAAGUUUGCCUGUUACUGCCAAUCUUCUUGUGCAAUGUGUAGUCACAAGAGAACACUGAGUGUGGUCUAGGGCACACUUUCACACAGAUCACAGUUCAUGUGAUACAACUAUGAGACUCAACAGGCCUAGCCAGUGUCUUACAUGAAUUUAACACUCUCCCUUAUCCUCAGCAGGCAAGUAAAUGUGGAGAAGAGUUUCUGAAGUUGCAUAAAGGUGGUUUUUGUUUCGUAUUUUAAACUACAUUAGUCAGACCUAAAGCAGUAUAGGCUCCUCGUUUUCGGCAAGAUGCUUUCAGUGAACUUACCCUCCUCAGUGCUGUUGCUGCUAUCUGUCUGCAUGCUGUCUUCCUUUGAGUCCAAUCAGCUAGUCAUGGAAAGCUGGGAGGAUGCUCCACCAGAAAGCUAGACAAGAACUUUAUUCUCUCUCUUAAAUGAUGCAAAACAGGGGGAAAAACAACCACCCAAAAGUCCUGACUUUGUCCAGAUGCAACUAAGUUCAGUGCUACCUAGUGAUAUAACUAUGUAACAAUGCUGAUUUUUGUUUAAAGAAACAAUUAAAAAGCCACAGGUGAAACUUCGGUUAGUUGAAAUAUUCAGCCGCUCAUUUCUAAAUCUUGAGAAGCAUUCUGAAUGACACAAGUAGAGCGAGUGAUGAUCCGAGACACAAUAUUGCUGUCUGUUGUACAAGGUGGUUGAUGGAGAAUCUCAGGAGGUGAACUUGGGUUUUGAGGUGCUGCUUGUGGCAUUUGGUCAGCACUUGCCCACACAGGAGGCAGUCUGAAGCAGCUGCUGGGGUUGUGUAGCAAUGGCAGUGGCAGCAGUUUCUUCUCUUGAGUUCUGGCAACAUCUUGCUGGAAGCCACUGCCGCAUGAACCCAGGAAGUGAGGCUUCAGCGGGGGGGGGGGGGGCGUCACCUUUGGCUGGGGUCCAUCAACUUCCCAUUUCACCUCAGGUGGCGAAAUGGGACACACUACCCUUGCAUUUGGUGACUGUACUUCUCAGAGUUAGGAAGAAGGUGUUUGUUUCCAUGAAGUAAUUCAUGCUCAGUCUCAGGAGAAUAUAAUUUGGGUGUUUCAUCCCACCUCCCUUGUAUAGGAGCUGGUCUCUUCUUCAUCAGUUUGUAUAUAAGCUUUCUCUCCAGGCUCCAAAUGAAGUAGCUCUCAUAAUGAGUUGCUCUGGUUAUAUAAAGGCUCGUAACCUCUCAUAGCUUUGUAAUAUGAAGAAGCAACUUUUUCCAGGUCAGGUCACUUGGGAAUAAGAUUCUUAUCUAGGGUUCGAAUGAGUGUCCUGCUUUCCUAUUAGCAGCUCUGCUGGGCUACAUCCAGAAGCUGUUGGUGGUGGUGUUGACCUGCAGCUUAAAAGAGCAACAUGUAGGUCAUUCUGUCUCAACAUUUUCUUUGCCAUCUGUACUGCUGUCUCUGCUCACUGUUUCCUUGAGGAUAGUGAUGGCUAGUGGCAAUGCUGCAAAAGCUGUAAGGUGUCCGGAAUGACUGGAAUUCUGUUACUACAAACUGGAGUUUCAAAUGCAAGUUCAUCUGGAAUGCCAAAAUGAACAAAAGUCUUUCUUCCGUUGUGCACUAAUGCUGUGGCAGUUACUGCAAGGCAAAGAGCGUACCUCAAUGCACCUUGAAUAGUAGUCUACAACAACCAAAUACAGUGGUACCUCAGGUUACAUAUGCUUCAGGUUACAUACGCUUCAGGUUACAGACUCUGCUAACCCAGAAAUAGUACUUAGGGUUAAGAACUUUGCUUCAGGAUGAGAACAGAAAUUGUGCUCCGGUGGUAGCAGGAGGCCCCAUUAGCUAAAGUGGUGCUUCAGGUUAAGAACAGUUUCAGGUUAAGAACAGACCUCUGGAAUGAAUUAAGUACUUAGCCCGAGGUACCACUGUAGUGUCAACCUUCCCGUUCACACAGGUUGACUGCUAGCUUUCCAAGGCCUUUUGGAUAAGGGUGUGAUAAAAGUUCCUCCCAUUGUUUUGAUUUAUUUCUUCUGGAGUACUAACAGGAUAAGGUUUUGUUUUUUCUAUCAUUUCCAAUACCAGCCACAAUACUGUGUGCUUGAUUUGCUUGUCGCAUUUGGUUAGAUAUUGAUUUCCCGGGUGAUAAAGAAGAUUUAUUUCCUCCUAGAUUGCGGUUCAGUGUUACAGUUCUGUUUUGUUAUGAGGCCUUCCAAUUCACUCAGUUGUGCACAGGCAGCAAAGUACUUUCUAGUUGACUUAGAAGCAUUGCUGAGAUGCUUAGGCCAUCCUGAUCUGAUUUAAUUUAAGACUUUUUGAUGUUCUGGAUUUCCAUGAGCAGCUGCAUUUGAAGAAGUCUCUUCAGAUCCUGGUAGAGAAGUGUGCAAAGCAUUAAUGUAAGCUUUAACUUCCUCCAUGUGGUGCUUUGUGUUUAGGCGAAAGCAAGCAGAUCUUUCUUUCCCUUCAGGAUUAUUAAGCUGAAGUUCACACUGGUGCAGGGAACUGUGCCAUUUUCUUUGUGUUGUUAGAAGUUUGUGAGUUUAAAAGUUGACUUCUGACACCAUAUCAAUGAAAGCUUAAGAAGACACCCCAGCCAGGAACUGAGACAAUAAUUUAAUUGUCUCUCUUUCAGCUCCAAGGCAGAAGAGCAACAGAAGGUGCCUAACUAAACCCAGAUAUAACUAAGUCCAGUGCCACCUGGUGACAGAACUACAUCAUUACACUAUCCAUUCACUGUCCAGCCACCCAGAGGGACGGGGUUAAGCAAGCAGGGGAUGUUUCUCCUCCUCCUUGCUUCUGACACUGAUUGUUCACUUAGAGGGGGAAAUUGAACAGGCAACAACAACGAGGACGGUGGGUGGCAACAAGUUCCUUGUUCAGGUGUGGGCUUCAACAGGUACCCAGUGGUACCAAACUCUAGACCUGAUAAGUGGUGCUGGGGGGAGGGAGCAGUGCCCUUGCUGACAAGUAGUCCUGCAUAUCUGGACCCCUAUAGGAAAUUUUAGCAGAGCCACAUACAUUUAUAAAUUAACAUAAGGCUGAAGUCUUAAGUAUGCUUACUUGAAAGUUAACUUUGUCACACAAUACAGUGGUACCUCGGGUUACAUACGCUUCGGCUUACAUGUGCUUCAGGUUACAGACUCCACUAACCCAUAAAUAGUAUCUUGGGUUAAGAACUUUGCUCCAGGAUGAGAACAGAGAUCGUGCUCCGGCGGCGCGUCAGCAGCAGGAGGCCCCAUUAGCUAAAGUGGUGCGUCAAGUUAAGAACAGUUUCAGGUUAAGAACGGACUUCCGGAACGAAUUAAGUACUUAACCCGAGGUACCACUGUAUAUAGGACUUGCUCCAUAGAAUUAUGUUUAAGAUGGGAUAAUUAAAGUGUAUGUUCCAUUAUUUCUAUUUUAGAAAUGUAAUGUGGGGCAAAGGCCCCCAUCCCCACGGAUGCCCUUUGCCCUUUCCUAGGUCGUCUCAAUCUUUUUUUUGCCCCCUCCCCAGCACCACCACUGUUCUGAAUGCUGAUGAAUGUCAGGCCACAGCUGAAUACUCAUCAGCCCUAGGUAAUGAACUUUCUGCUUAGGGGAUGCUAGCGCAUUGGGGAAGGGCCGUAGCCUAGAAUAGACUAGUCUCCUUCCUGAUGUGCUAGCUUUUCACAGGCAGGGUAUUUUUAACGUGGGAUGAGUAUUCAGGCAUGCAGUUCCCUCUCCACCCGCCCACCUGCCGCCUUAAGUGGUAAAGUAGUGUGAAGACAAUAAAGCAUUUCACCACAACCACCCCUUGGAGUGUGAAUUUCCCCUAAUUAUCCCCUUUUUGUUUGUGCAGGACUACCACAGGCCAUUUUUCAGCAUACACUUAGACAUGCUUACUCAAGAAUAAGACUUGCCAUUUUCCAAUGGGACUUACUCCCUAGUAAACAUGUUUUAGGAUUAUAGCUUUAGUGCUUGCACGUUACAUGGAACAUGGAGGUGUGUAGGGUGAGGACUGUGGCUCCAGCAAGGACAGUUCCUGCAUCUUUUCCAUUUGCAAGAGUUGAUUCACAAGUUCCUUUUUAUAUACUAAAAAAUAUGUGUGUACACACUUGCACAUAGUGAUCAGGGGAUUUAGAGCCAUUGAUCCAUGUUAUCCAAGCUGAGCGAGCUGUGCAGGUUCUGGACCAGUGCCUGGAUGCAAUGGUGGGAUGGAUGAGGGCCAACUAGCUGAGGCUGAAUCCCGAUUGAGGUCCUUUAGGUAGGUGAUUAUUGUGCUCAGGAAUUAGAUGUGUUCCAGUUGAGGUUGCAUAGUGUGGGGUGCUUCUAGGUCCAAUUAAAGCCACAAUAUGAAAUCAUGAAACAAGGGCAGAUAAAACAAUAUAAAUAUGGAAAAAGAAACAAGCCAGUACAGCAACAAAUGAAAACAAGCGCUGAAAAGCUACACACACCCAAGCAGGUCUUUAGCAGUCAAUAGAAACACAAAAGAGUCAGCACAAGCUGCGUCUCUGAAGGGAGAGCAUUCUAUAGUUGGACACUCCAUAGGCAGACUUGGGAGUAUUUCUUCCAUAGAUAACUUAACUGAGACCUGAUUUUUCCCCAGGUGCAUCUUUCACAGAGCACAUUAUUUUUUGAGGUGAUAAUGGACUGUCAGUGGAGUGGGUGACUUCUGCUGUGCAAUGUGACUUUCCCUCUUCUCUCCCCCUCUGUGCACCCUAAAUCUGUUCUGGAGUCCCGCCCCCCUGGAUUUGGGGGUGGUGCGGAGUGUGGAGGGGUGAGGAGAGCGGGGACAAGUCCCACCAUCCAAGCAAAAGACAUUGCGCUCACACACGCAUAUAUUUUUAGAUGAACAAAGCCAAAUAUAUAUGCACCAUUUUAUAUGCAACUUGCCCUGGGACUUAAUGGUGAAUGGUGGGCAGGUAAGAAAUACUGUAAUAAGUAAAUAAAUAAUAUUUCUUAUGAAAGUGAUCCUGCUUGGUGAGAGCUGACAUUUACCAUGUCAGGUAGCAUAGUGUUGUGGUAAGUACCAUUUGUUCGUGGGGUGUUUGUGUGCCCUGACAGAGCAAUUUUAAAAAUGAAAUUAAUGGGGUUUCAUGGUGACCUUACUUUUGACAGUUCCUUGGUAACGAGUCUGUGGGCGUACAACGUCUCACACUUGUGCUGUACAAUUUGCACAGUUUUUCUUCCCGAUGUUCUCUGCAAGAGCUUUCCUGGCCUCAUAGAGUCCUUACCUAAUAUAGCUCUUUGCAUAAGUGUGCACCUGUCACAGCCAUAGAUUGGAACGGAGGGAAUAGGCUGCUCAGAGCUGGUCCCCACCUCUUUCCUUGCCCUGCCUAUUUAGUCUGGCUAAGCACGUAGGAGCGCACCAGCCUGCUGUGACUAAAUCCUAAAUGGAGGGAUUCCUUUCUUGUGAUGAAGUUUUCAGCAAGUCCUGUCAAGGGCUGGGAAAAGCCUGAGUGUCACUAGCAAUCCACUUGGUGCUUUGCCUUUCAGCAAGGGCUCGGGGGGGGGGCGGUAUUGUUUUGUGUUUGUUUCCUUAGGGACCACCAUGCAAAAAUUGGGUGUUCCAGGCCUUUGGGUCAUAGCCAUACUUGAGAAUGGAAAGAGAGUGCUUGCCUGGCCUUUCAUUAGAGUUAGUACAGUAUUAGCCUGAGGACUUCUCACUACUUGGAUGCAUUAGGGUCAAAGCAGGUUGAAGAAAUGCCAGCACCCUGACCACAGGCUGGCAGAUCCUGGAGGAUCUUGCAGAACUUGAUUGAGCAGAUUAUAUGCAAAGCCACGGCUCUCUGUAUAGGUGUGGCUUGGUAGAUUCAUAGCCAGUAUCCCUUGCGCUUUCAACAUAAAAAACCCUUUCUUUAAAAUAAGCAGGUACAUAAUUGGCUGUGCAAGAUACCUAUGGUCUGUCUGGCACUGGUAAAAACCAAUGGGAGCUGUGGCCUACUCCAGUCUGUUCAAAUUCAGUGGUUUCAGGGAAGCCUCCUUGCAUAGAACUGUGUUCUGUGUUUAGUAACUGAAGCCUUCUAUGUUUUUCAUGGUUAUUUAAAGCCUCUGAUAAGUGAGGAGCUAAAGAUAGGCUCCUCAGCUGGCCCUAGGAACAUGUCACAGUGGGAGGCCUGCCUUGGGGGUUCUCUCUGAAUCCCAAACACAAAGAGGAAGAUGUGGCUCAUAGCUUACAAGAGAGGGAGUGUGCUGAGUUUCUCCCUGGCAUUGGAAGCCAGCUGGGCAAGCCAUCUCACACAAGAGCCUUAUCUUCUUGCAGCAGGGCUUCCUAGAAUUUCUGGUUGUGAGCAUGAAGGCUCCUGGCACUUAUAAGCUGCUAGUGCCAGGAGCCCCCUGUCUCUUGCCUCCCCAGAAUGUCGCCUCCCUCCCACACCAUGCCGGAAUGUGAGACUUCUGGGUAUAAGUGAGUCAGUAUGUUUAUGAGCACUGUAGCAGACAGUGGUGAUUUUGCAAAUGUGAGUGUCUGGGGCAAUAUUUGCCUCAAAACCAUUAGGAGCCCAACUAGCAGUAAAAUAUUGUUAUAGAACUUGUGGGGGGAAUCCCCCUAAAUACUAAAAUUAAUAAAUGCUAGGAUUUGGGGUUAUUUGUGAUAUGAAGGGAGAAUGUAAGAUGCAAAUGAAUUCCUGGGUAGCCAAACUAGGGCCUUUAAGAGAGCCAUUGUGAGUCCUGAACAAGACAAUGGCACUUCUAGCCCCAGGUGUGACUAGAGACUGGAGAUUUGGAAGGUUGCCAGGGUAACUGCUUUGGGGGAGGAGGGCAAGGGGCUUCUGGGAAGAAGAAAGGGGGAGAAAGAAGGAACUGCCUGCAGUGCUUUGGGCCAUGCUGUAAGAUCUGGACCCCCUCCAUGCAGACUGAAGGUGUAAUUAUGUGAAUAAACCCAUAUUUUUUAAAGCUUGACAGUCUCCGCUAUGUCUUCCAUUCUCCAAAGGGACAUAGAUCCUGUGUGUGUGGCUGUGGCCCCAUGCACUCCUGCCGCUGCUUAGCAGAGGGAGGGAGGGGCACUGGGCUUUUAUAACAAUAUAUAACAGUGGAAAAUGAAAGAGAAAUUGAGUUUUUUCUGUGUACUGUAUACAUGUUUAGGAUUGUUCUAUUAGUGUUGUUCAUCAGUCAUUAUGAUGGCUCACAAGGAACCCCCCAAAUUCCCUAUUAGGGCAAAAUGUUGCAAAAUAAUGUGACAUUUUGAUUGGCUCCAAAGGAAAGGGGAGCAAAUGUCCACCAGCAAUUGUUAGUAGCUGCCCUAUGUAGUUCAUAGCAUCCCUGAGUUAAAAGGAAUUCAGUUUGUCCUAUAAAUAAGUUUCACUGACAGAUGCCAGUCCAGUUUUCUUUUGAAAACCUUAGAGGAUGAGAAUUCCAUGAAUUUCAAUUGUUUGGAAACAAAAAAAUACUUGUUUGGCAGCCAUUGUGUGUCUGAGAAGCCUGGUUGCUGUUUCUUCAAGGCAAAGUGCAGCAGGCAUGUGUGAUUUGUAGGAAAGAAGCAACAGGCAAGAGAAGGGUGCUUAACCAUUUCCCCCCAGUUGAAGAUUCCACAGCGAGUCUUGCUGCUAUCACAAAGGAAGCGUCUUGGUUUCACUCCAUGCAGGAUUUCUUUUUGUGAUAUUCAUUCAUUCAUUCAUUCAUUCGUUCGUUUGAUGCUUCCUCCCCAAAAAAUGUUUAGGGGUACUCUCAUUUUCCUACUCAUAUUGAAAUACUGCCCCUCAACGAGGCCAAACUUAGAUUCACAAAAUGUUUAGGGGUAUGCGUACCCCUGCCUCCCCCCAGAAAAAAGCACUGCAUUCAUUCAUUCAUUCAUUCAUUCAUAUUAAACUGCUUGUUUCAUUUAUUCUGCACAUGAACUGUGAAAGGGAAACUGCCAGAUUCUGGUUCCUGUGUAUUUUAAGGGGUGACGAUACUCCUAUUUUAAUAAUUUUUGUGCCCACUACUUUGAACUGAUACACAACACGUGCAUCUUGUAGUUUGUCUUAGGACCGCGUGCACAAAAAUAUCCUAUGAAGUAGCCCUCAUUUGUACAAAUGAACUUGGCAGGUACCAAAGACCAGAGGUUCUUUUUAAAAAAAUCCAAGUUCUAUUUCCAUUCCAAUGGAUGUGUUCAUAGAUGGCUGUGCCUUUGCUAUAUGCAGACUCAUUAGGAACUCUGGGAAUCUAGUGCUGUAAUUGCUAACACAGAAAAGUCGGAGUUUCUUGUGUAAGAGGGGGUUAGUUUGAGUGUAGCUGCAUACCUGGCUCAAACCUCUGGAUCUACCAUCUCUGGGGGGGGGGUGUUGUGAGGGGAAAUUUUGACUGAACUAUGAGAAUCUCAGCUUACAUCCUAAAAUGGAAAGUUGUAUGUGUAGUGGUGGAUUUAAAAUGUUAUUUCCAUAUGUAUCCUGACUGUUUCUCAGUCACAGCUGGUUUAUUUUUUGUACUAACAGCUGUCCCUUCACCAAAUGGACCCAGGGCGGGUUACAAAAAAUGCCACAAUUAAAAGAAAUACUGUGUAAAAUAAUAAAAUGAAACCACACAAAAAACAACCAAUAUCAGAAAAAGGAAGCCGCAGCACAAAACAGCAAUGUACAGAAAUGCAGGAGGAAGGAAGACAUCCACUCAGCAAAAGGCCUGGGCAUAAAGAGUGUGACUUGACUAGGGAUGUUGGAGAACUUUGCAAUAAUUUAACUUGUUAGCGGGUGGUGCUGUGGGUUAAACCACAGAGCCUAGGGCUUGCCGAUCAGAAGGUCGGCGCUUCAAAUCCCCGCGAAGGGGUGAGCUCCCGUUGUUCGGUCCCUGCUCCUGCCAACCUAGCAGUUUGAAAGCUCAUCAAGUGCAAGUAGAUAAAUAGGUACCACUCCAGCAGGAAGGUAAAUGGGGUUUCCGUGUGCUACUCUGGUUCGCCAGAAGCGGCUUAGUCAUGCUGGCCACAUGACCCGGAAGCUGAACGCCGGCUCCCUCGGCCAGUAAAGCGAGAUGAGCAAGAUGAGUGCCACAACCCCAGAGUCAUUUGCAACUGGACUUAACUGUCAGGGGUCCUUUACCUUUUUAUGCAAUAAUAGCCAAAGUAAAUUAUUUCCCCCAGGGAAAAGUAAAUAAAGCAAGCUUUGCAAACUCUCUCUCUCUCUCUCUCUCUCUCUCUCUCUCUCUCUCUGUGUGUGUGUGUGUGUGUGGUAUCCUCCAGUUUCUCUGCCAUAAUACAAAAUAUUGGUCAAUUUUUUAAAAAUACUGUUGCUCUCUCUGCAUUUUGCAGAUUACCACAUUUUCUUCUGCAUGUGGCUGUUCACAGCUUUGCAAGUAGGAAGGGAAAGUGAGGGAGAUGAUUGGAUUUGUUGUGGAAUUACAAUGGUUGUUUCUCCAUUGGGGAUGUCUUGCUUAUGAUCUGUGUCAUUCAUACAAAGAUAAUGACUUAAAAUCUUUUGAAAUAAAUAAAUAAAUAAAAAAUUGUCCAGUAGCACCUUAGAGACUAAGAGACUUAGAAACUACUUUGUUCUGGGUAUAAGCUUUUAUGUGCAUGCACACUUCUUCACACUUCUACCUACCUGAAUUUAAAAUCUUUUGUUUUAUUUCCCACCUUAAGUAAAUAAGGUGGCAGGCCUGCCAUCAUGAUAUCCAUUAUGUAAGAGGUGGUCAUGCCUCUAUAACAAUGACAUUAUUUUCACAAAUAAUGAUAUUAACACCUGGACAAAUCAGUGCAAGGUUUGAAGGUAUGGGAGGUGCCUCAGAUCUGGGGCAAAGAAACCAGGCAAUUAGUUUCCGCUGCCCCAGAUGCUUUGAGUGAUUGAAGUGGAACAGGAAAACCUCUUCCUGCUCCUCCUUCUCCUCCUGUUUGCUGGAGCAUCACCCACACAUCUCUGCACUGGCAGCAUUUGGGAGUGAUGGCAAAGUUUUUAAGUUCUUCUACUUAUUCCUGGAGGCAUGUCAAACCCAGCUGAAGUUGUAGGCACAAGUACGGGAAGGAGAAAAUGUGGCUCUUUUCAUUGAGUGCCCCGAGUUGAGACUCUGUGGGAGGUGCAGCGUAGACUUGCUGGCACUGACAGCUCCCAACUCGUGGUGUUUAGCCCCACCAGUGAUGUCUUGGUCACAUUUAAAAGAAUGAGCUAAGCAGCCUUGCAGUUUUGCAACUUCCUCUCCCCACGGCUGCUGAGCACUAAAUUAAAAGCGAGACCCUGAAAAAUGAGGAAAUGCCGGGUGCUGUGUGAGAACUGGAGAGAAAGAGCUUGUUUGGUUACGAGGCGAUGCGGCCGGUCACCUUCUUUCUUUGGGAACUGUGAAAUUCUCUCCUCCUUUCUCUCUUCUUCCUGGCGCACUGAUCACUAAGGUAAAAACUUUUGGGAUUCACAAAUGUGCUGUGCAUCUGCAUUUGGAAUUAGAGAUCAGCUUGGAAGCUUGAUGGUGCAUGAGUUUGUUGUGUGAUGGCUCUCAAGGAGCUCCCAUGAAGUUCUCUUCUUCUUUGCAGGAGAGAUGGGAGUGCGUGUACUGUUUUCUGGACUGUGUGGAAGAUGCUAAAUCUCUUGUUUUUGAAAGUUGAAAAUGAGUGCCAAUAAAAAAUGCCCUAAAUUAGUUUACUCCGAUGUACUCAGGAGAACAGUAGAAUAUGAGAGUUGAGAUCCUGCCACUGUUGAUGUGAGAAAACAAGUCAAUCAAGUGCACUGAUUGCUGCACUUCAGGCAUGCUUGCAAGUACGAUAGGCAUGCCUCACCUAAGCUAUAUUUCAAAUUUUGAGUGUUAAUUUUAAUUCAAUAAAUUCUUAAAUUCAAAUUGCAAGCUUGAGUAGUUUUGUCUGGCUCUUCAAACUGAUCAAAGCAAGCUCUUUGUUUCCACAAACUAUGCCACAUUAGAGUUGUCCAAUGACCUUCUACACAUGAACUGCCCAGUGCUGAAUUCAAAUGCUCUUGAGUGUUUGCGCAAAUAAGAAAAAGAGUACUUCAAACUUGCAACUGUAAGAAGAGCCUUGGAUUGUGAUAGUCAACAGUUGGGAAAGCCAUUGAACUGUAUCCUGGCCAGGCCAGAUGUGAGAGGCACAGACUUGGCUUAUAUGCUAGCUGUGUUUCCCAUGGUGUUUAUAGCUCCAUUUUACCCUGAAGUACUGCUGCUAGAGAAUGGAAUAACCAUUCAUCAAGCAGUAUUGUUGUCACUUAAACUUUAUGCCGUGCACUGUUACAAAGCUUCAGGGUUUAUUUUUACUGUGUCAUAAAAACAAAAAAUAUUAAAAAUCCACUGCUAAAAUACCCUCUCUGCUUACUCCUCUUUGCCAGCUACAUGCCUCAGAAUGACUAAGAACCUGCUGAGCGUAAACUAUUAAACAGAUGUUAAUGGCUGGUGUUAUAAAAGUGAGAGGGAUUGGUCAAAAGACCUUGCCUCACAGUUCUCCCAACUGUAUCAGAGUUUCCCUCACCCUUAACUGUAACCCAUAAAGUCCACAGCAUAUCAAGUAUUAGGGUGUUGUUUGGCAGCCCAACUGAGUUUAGUCAAGGUCACAGUUGAACAUUUGACUGCCCACAGUUUCACAUGUAAAAGAAAAGAGAAGUGUUCCAUUUUUUUAAAAAAAAUAACACCUGCCUCUUUAUACGUGAAAUAUAAACUUUUGUACUGCACAAGUAAUCCUACAACUGAGUGCAUAUACCUCAUUGCCUGGAAGCCAUUAUUGCAAGAAAGUGCAAACUUUCGCAGUAAUAUAUACUUCUGCAUCCCAAGCCACCCUCAGAGGAAGCCCUGAGAGGAAAAAAAGACCAUCCUUUUGCCAAAGGCACUCAUGAACCUAGCUGGCAUGCCUAGUAUUUUUUCACACAAGCCUCUGCCUGGGCAUCCUUCUUGCUUUGGAAAGCUGGAGUAUUUACACUUUUAAAUUGAGUCUGUGCAGCAGGACUGGUGGGGCUUGUGCAGGCUGCCUUUGAAAGUACCACAGCUAGCCUCUCUCUGUGUGUGUUGGUCUUGGCUAAAGUUUGGGAACGCUGCCCUCCAGGAUGCAGUGCUCUCCACUUGCUUCUUAGUGGCACUUAGAAAAGAAAACCCAAGAAGAAAGACUUGUUGAGAGGGCUGCGGGGGGAGCUACACUCCGUUGUUUAUACUUCUUUGUCCUCUAUUUCCUUUUCUGAAGACUUGUGUAUGUGUUGAAGAUGUUUCACAAAACAAAGGGCAAAGGUGAAACUUUCCCCUCUACCUCCUUUCUCCUGGAGCAUUCAAUAAUUACUGGGUCCCUCCUGGGACAUUUGCGCUGGCAAUUUUUUUCUUUUUCUUUUUGAAAUGGACUCGACGGUGAAAUUGGUUUUUCCAUUCAUAAAACAUCACUGUCAAAUGUUAAGCACAGGAACUGGAGGGAGCAGGGACAUGGCUCUGAGAUGAAGCAAUUGCUCUGCAGAGUUUCUUUUGUUUUUGGGCUUGGGUGGAGGCGCAAAAGUUUGACUUUCUUAUUGACCCACGGGUUCUUCCAGACAGGAGUUCAUUGCUGACUUAAUGCUGCUCACGGCCACAAGUUGCUGUUUUUCCACACAAUGUCCUCCUCAGAAUUCACUCCCUUUUUUAUUUUUAUUUUUUACAUUUAAUCUGUAUUUUCCCAUACCACCUAAAAUCUGAUAAGUAAAAAAACAAAACCUAUUAUGCAUCUGUAGCCACAUUAUGUGUGUGUGGUCUGUCAUGCAUGUUGUUGUAUUUCAGUGCGUGGCCUCUUAUUGUCAUACCUCUACUUCCAGUGGCUCCUCACCUGGGCACAGCUUGCCCAUUUUUGUUUCUAGUGGCCCAAAAUAUCAAAGGAAAGAAACCUAUUUCCAUUUAUUGCAGCAGACUUUGGAGGAGAUGGGUACAGAAAAGCUGGGAUGCUCAAGAGAGUCUCUCUUGUCCCUUUCCUGGCCCCACAGCACUGCUUUCCUAUCUGGUAGUUCUUGCCACCACCCUCUUUUUAUAGGUCACUUACAGCCUCAGAAAAGGGGGAAACUGGGGUGACCAAUUAACUGUUAGACUUGGGGAUCCCAGACCAGUCAGUGCUCCUUGCACCCCCAGCCAAUCCCUUCCAAUCUGCUGCCCCUCCCCCCAAUAUAGCAAAUUCCUGACCUUGACCAACUUUGAUCCUAGACCUCCAACAGGGUGAAAACCAAAGCAGUCUACCUGGGAGCAGGCACUGGGGAUGGUCAGCUUCCCAGUGGUCUGGAAGAUGGGUAUGGAUCCCGUGGUGGUGGUGGGAGGGGACAAUAGCACCUCAGUUUUGAGGGGGUGGCUCUUGGCUCUUUCUGACGAAUGAGAGCACCCCAUUCUCUCAAGAUAUCCACACAGUAAAUGCUGAGUGUAUCCCAGGACAGAAAUCACAGCAUGUACAUCAUGGAGUUGUUUCAAGUUAAUACAGAAGUUUUGCGCUAGACUUCUUUUAUCACUCUUGCUCAAGGCCUUAAAUUACUUUAUCAUUUUUUAAAAAAUCAAAAUGCCUAUUGCACUGCUGAAAAAACCCACAAGCCCUCAUUUUGCCAUUGUGAAACACUUAACUGGAUUAAUAAGGCUAGUAAUGCUCCUUCCUUCCUGGGAAUUGACCCGUCCCUGUCUGGAAGCUCUGUGGAUGACAAUUUAUUUUCCCUAGAAAUGUAAGGGCAGAAAGAGGCUGGUAGAGGGAACCACACACAUGGGCUCUCUGCUCAUACUGCAUAUCCCACUGUACUACUUCCCUUUUCGUGGUGCUUCCAUGGAACUAGGGAACAAGAGAACUCGGGGCAGGUUAGUAUUUCAUCCUGGGGCAAUCCUUCCCAGAGUUUUGUUUUCCUGCAGUUGCUGCUGCUGCUUAUUCUUAUUUAUUAAAUUUCUGUCCUGUCCUUCUUCCCAAAGGAGCCCAGGGCAGCAAACACAGUAGUAAAGUGAUACAGUUAGAAACAAAGACCUAUUUAAAAAAUGGAAAGCAAUUAAGAACAUUUAACAGGAAAUUAAAAACAUACACACACCACCACAUCUAAUUUCAUGGUUUUCUGUAAAAGUAUUUUUCAGCCAUCAUAUGCCUGGGUGAAUGACGUUUUUCAAUUCCUCCUGGAUAUUGUUAAUGGGGAAGACAGAUGUACCUCACCAGGGAGGGCAUUCAAGUAAUGGGGGAACUGCCAUUGGGAAGGCACUGUCAUGGGUCAUUGGUGACCAGGGAGCAUCCAUUGGUCCCAGUGGGGAGUGCAGCUUAUAUGGACAGCACUUGUUUGGGACACUGUGGCAGGCCCCCAAUGGCAUCCUAGGCGGGUUUGUCUUCUGCAGAUUGACUUGGAGCUUGGCUGAGCACUGAGCUAAAUCCCGACUUUGAGCCAAGCAGUGUUGCCAGCUUGAAGGUAGGGCAGAAUGCACAGCUGCAUGCCCCUUUACUUGGCUCAGCUGGUAGGACCUUGCGGUUGCGGAAGAGAUUGACAAUCUUAAAUUAACUUUGCCUGUUGCCCCAUACUACUAACCCCCCAGCAGCUGGUGGGAAGUGCAGGCCUGCCACGUGCUCAGGGCCAUGGCUUGCAGAGUUUUGUGAGUGGUGAAGGUCAUUCUGCGGGGUCUACGUUCUGCAGGGUUAGGGCUAUAAUAUGCACAGAGAACUUCUCCGCCUUGCAGGGCCCCCACAGUGUCUGCACACUAAUCCUGAGCAGUGGUGGGUUUUUGUUUUUUAAAAAACAUAAGGAGGUGCUGACAUUCACAUUUUGGUAAAAGUGUUGCAGGCAGCAGCAUAAAAUGGGUGUCAUGGGCAGCAUAAUCCGAGAUAUUAUGAUGCACUGUGUCAUAACAAAAAAAGUGCUGGGCUGAAGAUGUCUCUCUGUGCGUGUUUAUAGGCAUAUUGUAUAUAAUGUGAGGUGAGGGGAUUUCUUUGAGGUCUCUUGAAGAGUUAAAGUACAAAACCUUAUUUUAGGUACUGGUAGAUGUUAUGUUGUGAUAUAUAUAUAUAUAUUCUGGCAAGCCAAUAACUAGAAAUAGAAUCCGUCUCCUAUCACCUCCCAAGGAAGAAUGAUUUUAGGAGACUGGCAACACCUCCUUCUUGAGUAGGGUGAGGGAUCUGUAACCCAACCUACCCCUGGAUGUUUUGCCUGUUCUAUAUAUAGUAGCUGGCCUCUUGGAAGUUUGUUUUUAUCCCUCUUGGUAAAUAUAUUUUUUGCAGCCAUCAGACACCCCUUCCCCCACCCCCACCAAAGGUUCAAAAUAGGAGUAACUGAUGGAAUUAGGAGUCUAUGCUCUAUAGGAAAAAGGAACAUGUGUACUGUACUUGUUAUCCUGUAUAAAUGACUAAAGGACCCCCCUUUUCUUUUUACUAAAUAUUGAGGAGGGAUGGCUCUUGACUGCAUUAAUCAUUAACUCCCCUGAGCAAGCACAACAGUUAACUUGAGCGUACAACUGAGCUAAAGUAAUGGGAGAUACAGUCUGCUGCUAGAUUUAUGAACUGUGAAUGAAAACGACUCCUCAUAUGUAAGGCACUGCUUGGACUGCCAGGUUGAAUCUUCCUCACUUUGCAACUGGCGGUGUCAUCUGCUCUGGUGCAACAUGCUGCCCAGCAUGUAAGCACUGCUUACACCUACAGUGAUGUUCACCCGCCUGCGCUUUGUGCCCUCUUUGAACAGCUGUGAAGGACUCUUCAGUGUGCAAAACUGCUUGGGUGUUUCAGCCUCCUUGUGGGUGGCACUGUGAAACAAUCCUGUUUCUCCUUGGGCUAUGAUUGCAGCUUUUUGUUCAGCUUUAAAAUGCCCUCAUCUGAAAUUUAGAGACAGGAGAAACUGCAGAUGGGUAAACAGCUGAUAGGGGAAGGGGCAAUAGGUCAGGGGCAGAGCAUUUUCUUUACGUUCAGAAUGUCCCUGGUGUCUCUCGCUAGGGCUGGGAAAGACUCCUUCCUAGAACCCUGGAGAUUUGCUGCCAGUUAGCAUGGACAGAUCUGAGCCAGAUGGACCCAAUGGUCUGACUUGAUGCACCUCAAAUUCCUAUGUUUUUGACAGUUUUAUCAAAGGCCAGCUCCCUUAUUUGGCCAUCUGAAGCCAGUCCCUCUGGUGACGGUGUGGGAAGUGAACUUUCAAGUCAGGUGUCACAAACUCAUGACUUCUUGAAUUGCAGACUGUUAUGGUGGCAUUUGUGGGUUUUUAAUACAUGGCUUGCUCUUGCUGGAUUUCCCCUAACCACAAAAUCUCCUCUAGCGUACCAUGCUUGUGUUUACUACCUAUCCAACAAAUUCAUUCUCAGUGAUGGUUGCAAAGCUAAGUGCCAUAUGGGGACCAGCAGCUUUUUGCCUGGCAUUAUAUUAUAACAAUUGAUCUUGACUUUUUAAAACCUUGUAUCUAAGACCAGUGAUAUGAAUCCUGAAAAAUUACAAUGGUUUGGAUAAUAGGUGGAAUUAGGAAUGAAUGUGCUGGGAUGAAUUUGCAAUGCUAUAGCUUCUCUUCUACAUUACCUAGGCUUUCAUGACUGGGAUAGAUGCUUUUUUUUUUAAAAAAAGAAGAAGACAUGAUACAAUUUCCUGCCAGUUACUGAUAUUGGUUUUUCCCAUGCUUUUCUCCAUUUUUUGAAUUCUAGAAAGUCAUACCAAAGGGACAUCUGA